AUGUUGGCCAAGGUUGCCACCGGCUUCGCCUUGCGGUCCCACCGGAGCCGCCGCUGGAUUCAGACCGCGAUGAAGCAGGAGGUGACGGCUACGGCGGCCGAGGCUGGCAAUCGCAACAGCGCAUCGUCCACUUGCAGCGGCGCGGUUCCAGACGGCGGCUGCCGGGUGAAGAGCAUGGACGAGCUUGGCGGGCCGAGUUUCCUCAGCACGCUCUACUGGCUCUUCAUCAAGGGAUACUUCAAAACAACUCAACAGAUGCAAAUCGAGCACAAGAAGCUAUACGGGCCUCUGUGGAAGUCAACGUACGGACCCCUGGUGGUGGUGAACGUGGCCAGCGCCGAGCUCAUCGAGCAGGUUCUGCGUCAGGAGGGCCGACUACCGGUCCGCACCGACAUGCCUCACUGGCGACACUACCGGGAGUUCCGCGAGCAAGCCCACGGACCCCUCACAGAGAUGGGUGCCAAUUGGCAACGCAUUCGCAGCAUACUGAAUCCUCGCAUGCUGAAGCCAAAGCACGUGGCCUCGUACGUCGACACCAUCAAUCCGGUGGUGGCUGACUUUCUGGAGCGACUCUGCUGGUUGCGCGACAAUAACAAAAUCAAUGGUGGCUUGGUGUGCGACGUGACUGGAGAACUCUACAAGUUUGCUUUCGAAGGCAUCUGCUCGGUGGUGUUCGAGACGCGUCUGGGUUGCCUGGAGCGGGACGUGCCCGAGGAGACGCGCAAGUUCAUCUGGUCUGUAGGAGAAAUGUUUCGCCUGUCUUCUGUCGUCAUCCUUUUCCCCAAGCGCUACUGGCCAUACCUGCCCUUUUGGAAAAAGUUUGUGGCUGUCUGGGACCAUCUCUUCAAAGUCUCUGAGGAGCUGGUACAGAAGAAGCUGGAGGAGCUGCAGAAGGAGAAGGAAUGGGCGGAUGGCAACGCCAACGCGGAGGGCGCCUACCUAAGCCACCUGCUGCUCAGUGACAAGAUGAGCCUCACCGAGAUUCUCGGAAGCAUCACUGAACUCCUGCUGGCCGGAGUUGACACGACCUCCAACACGAUCUCAUGGGCAUUGUACCAUCUAGCCCAGGAGCCCGCCAUUCAGGAGCGUCUCUACCAGGAAGUGUCGAGCGUUUUCCCUGCAUCCCGCGGGAUGCCCAAAAGCCAAGAAAUCGCCCAGAUGCCUUUCCUAAAGGCUGUCGUUAGGGAGACGCUGCGGCUUUACCCCGUCGUGCCAGGAAAUGCUCGCCUCACUGUAGAAGAUCAGAUUGUGGUGGGAGAUCAUCUCUUUCCUAAAAGGACAUUGUUCCACCUUUGUCACUACGCGGUCUCCCAUGACGAAAGUGUCUUCCCCGAGCCACACCGCUUCCUGCCCGAUCGGUGGAUGCGACGCGACGAAGGCGAGCGGCACCCGUGGCACCCGUUCGGGUCGGUGCCGUUCGGAUUCGGGGUGCGGGCCUGCCUCGGACGGAGGGUGGCUGAACUGGAGAUGUACUUGCUCCUGUCCGCGCUGAUGUCACGCUUUGAAGUGCGACCCGACCCGAGCGGUACCGCACCCGUCAAGCCCAUCACCAGGACGCUGCUGUGCCCGGCCACGCCCAUCGACCUUGUCUUCGUCGACAGGCCGCGACAAUGA
Messenger RNA from Nerophis lumbriciformis (worm pipefish), 1614 nucleotides. The record is from RefSeq and is a predicted model, not a curated record. NCBI's taxonomy places the organism in Eukaryota, Metazoa, Chordata, Actinopteri, Syngnathiformes, Syngnathidae.